AAAGUGCUCAAUAAGUGAAUAAGACACAUUGUUGUUGGGGUGAGGUAUGGACCUGGAACCCCUGGAACCAUCCGUUGCACACGAUCCUGAGGACCCGAAGAAACCUGAAGGCGAACCCGGCGAGAAAGAACUCAAGAAAAGGCAAAUGACAUGGAGGAGCAGAGAAAGAAAAGAAAGUAAAGAACAAUGUAAAAUCUUGGUAGAGGUGCCAUUUGCAACUUGAUCACUGUGGCAAAAAAUAAAAAUAAAAUAAAAAUAAAAAAUAAUGAGAUUUUUAGAUUUCCUGCUUAGUCGUCUKAUUAAUUUGCUUAACAAUUUUACAGUUAAAAAUUUUACAGUUUAAAGUCUAAAAUGCUUUGAGUUCAUGGUGGUUACACAGGAAUCCCAAGUUCUGUAUAUUUUGAACCACAGGAGUCCCAUCGAUCCAUCCAUAACAUAUUAUUAAUGCGGAAAAAUGUCAGAUUUGCAUUGUAAAUUUGCGCAUUUAUUCCGCAAAGUUUCAAGCUAAAGCAAACGUGUACUUUAAGUGCUGACCCUUCUGAAACACACCAGCAACAAUUUUAAACAGGAAUGGGCCGUUUUUUGUAUCCAAUUUCAGCAGUUUUUACAAUUUUAGUUACUUUUGUACCCGUUCGCUCACUCAACGAACACAGAAACAUCGAAUUUCCACCGAUAUUUCAACCUUCGUYUACUCCGGGCAUUCGACCGGGACACCUGAAAGCUUUUGGCUUCCAAAGACCACCAAAUGGGCCCCUAAUCGAGUACRARAAGCCACUGAGACCCGAAAAGUUCUGGGAARAUCAUGUUAGCAAGAAUCUUCCUUUGGUCUUUCGUGGCGGGAUUUCUGAAUCACCAGCCAUUUCAUUGUGGACAGAUGAUUAUCUCAAGGGGAAAUAUGGUGAUCUUGAUGUUUUGAUCGAGAAAAAGAAAGAGAAUCGUACACAUGGAAUGACGAGUCGGUUGCUACUUGGGGAUUUUAUUGACGCCUAUAAGAAYGAUGAUAUUUAUGUUGUUACUGUCAUGCCGGACCCCAUGAGACAAGAAGUUCAGGUUGUCUCAAGCCUGUUAUGUGGUACAUUUAUGGACUAUCUUCAUGAGACAAACUUUUGGAUGGGUUCAGGRGGGACACGGUCAGUAAUUCAUUAUGAUGCAGACCAUAAUAUCCACUGCAUGGUGGCUGGCAGAAAAGACUUCAUCAUGAUAAACCAAAAAUACAGAAAAGAACUCAAACUUACUAAGUUCCCAGAGUUUGGCUCAGGUUUCUCUAUGGUUGACCCAGAUUCCAUCAACCUUGACAAGUAUCCAGACAUUCCUAGUGUUGAAUGGACKUAUGCAACUAUCAAUGCAGGGGAUUGUAUUUUUAUUCCCUCAGGUUAUAUCCAUCAAGUUCGCUCUUAUGCACGCACUAUCUCAGCAACCAUGCUCUUCACAGCAUCUCUCAACAACACUUUUGAACCAACUGGAUGUGACACAGCAACAUUUGAAUACACGCCAAUGAGUAAAGUCAAUGUUCAGUGGACUUACAAAAAGGGGGAUAAAAUCAUCCAAAUGGGAUUCAUGAACAUUGAGAAAUUCCGAAAAUUGUUUCUUGAUUAYCUUGUUGAACAUAAAAUUGAGAAGUUAACACCAGAGUUGUUUUCGGAGGCCGUGGAAGAUWCUUUUCCAAUGGAUGAAAUGGAAAAAUUGGAGCGGGAUCCUAUUAAGGUAUUCAACACCUAUCUUGACAAAGAUGGYAAGGGAUUUGUUACCAAGGAUGAUAUCAAGAAGCUCUCAAGUGAUGAUAUAAAGAUGAUUGCACUGCAUUCUGAAGCUCCUCAUGGCCCUGUCAAAGUUGAAUACCAAACCAACAAAAAGAAAAGUGCAACSGAACAGAGUGAAGAUGAACAUGAUAGUGAUGAAGAGGAUGAAAAGAAAAGAGAUGAGCUAUAGGUUGUAGUUAAAAUUAUGGUUAUAAAUACUUGUAGCAUGUAGAGUGAUCGCACUUCAAGUGCACCUAACCCCUGAAAAAUGAUUUUUUUUCUAAAAUUAGGGAAAUUUCUAAGUGCUUUGGAUAAAAAAUGACUCAAUUUCAUUUAAUUCCUGAUUUUUGGCAAAUGUUUUAAGUUGGAUUUCGGAUGGACAGCCUCGAAAGACUGUACAAARACUGUACAAAAUCUAAGUAGUACUAAUUAAUUUGUACUAAAAGUGGACCUGAAGCAAGACGGUAUUGAAUGUUUAGUUCACUAGAAAUGCUUCUUGUACCUUAUUCUUACUAAUUCACUAGAAAUGGGUCUUUAUUUUGCAACCAUUAUCGUUGAAGUGCAACCCACGAAUUUCAGUCCUUAGCUUACAAUUUAUCACUCUUGACAUUCAUCAUCAUCAUCAUCAGGGCAUGGACCAGGACAUGCUCAAUUACAAGCCUCCACACUUCUCUGUCCGCCAUGGUGUUUAUGUAAAUAGCACUAUUUAGUUUGUGUACAGUUGCACAGUCAAACUUAAGUGUGAUCACUCUACUGGCAAGAAGAUUGAUAAAUAACGCACUUAAUCCAUGAAACAAAUAAGUACUAAAAUAAUACUAAACAGUGUUGAUAAACAAUAGAAAACAAAGGAAUAAGCAUAAUUUAGGUGUGAUUUACUCUAACAUGGUGACAGUAUUGCAGUAUUGUGGUAUAAACUUAAAGUUGAAAUAUAAGUCACUUAAAUAUUUAUGUUUUAACUUAUGAAAGGUGUUUAAAAAUAGUUGCUCCACACAGUCACACGAAACUGAAAUGGCUCGUAUUUUGUUAUUGUCAUAACAAUUGUAUAACAAUGUUAUUAAAUAACUGGGGGAUAAAGUUAUUCAGUUCUGUAAAGAAGAUAAGUUUAACACCGUAAAAAAGUAUGGGAAAUAAAGUUAAAUAAAGUUAUUCAUUUGUUCAAGAACUAAAUUCAAGACGACUAAUUUCCAAAUCUUUUCUUUCAGUGAAAAAAAUAUAAAAUAAAACCAUCUUCAUAUUGAGCCAAUCAUUUAUUUAAUGUAUGGUAUAUUUAUGUAUGGUAGGAUAUGGUAAAUUUUUUUUAAAUACUAUCAUUAUGAUAAUAUUAAGUAUUUUCAAACCACUAUGGAAAUUAACCCAUUACAGCAUAUGUUGAUGCUGGUUAGUMAUCUCCUUUAAUAACACUGGUAACGUAGAAAUAUAGGGCAAACAACAAAGGCAAUGUUGUAUUGAGCUAAUGUGUUGUAAAUGCCCCAGUAAUCAUACUGUAGUCAUCAACAUAAUAAAUAUAGAAUAACAUUAA
This is a messenger RNA of Exaiptasia diaphana, 3258 nucleotides long. RefSeq lists its product as uncharacterized. The transcript has 4 exons. The record is from RefSeq and is a predicted model, not a curated record. The coding region runs from base 571 to 1929 and encodes 452 amino acids. Gene Ontology annotation, molecular function: 2-oxoglutarate-dependent dioxygenase activity. Lineage: Eukaryota; Metazoa; Cnidaria; Anthozoa; Actiniaria; Aiptasiidae.